AUGAUGAAGUCAAUUCGUGCCAAUCAAAUUUCAGAUAAACUUUCCAAAGAAUUAAAAGACCAAGCAGAUAAACUUGAGAAUGACCUCCACAAGUAUGUCAACAAUGAGAAAAAAAUUGAUUCACAUUUUACAAAACCUUCCUCUUCGGAAAAUGAAUUCACCAAAAAUAGUAAUUCUUCAAAAACAACAAGUACUAGAAAACGAAACAGUUUAGUGAAGAAAUCAAAAGAACCAAUUUCUCUCAUCGUCAAAUUGGUAAUUGUUGGUUUUGUAAUUGGUUCCUUUGUGUUGUGGUACUUUUUCCCAGGAGCUUUUCGUAUUGUGUUUGGUUUUAUUAAGGUAUGCAUUGCUACUGGAGCUCACAUGGCAAGUUUAUUAUUCAAACUUCUUCCAUUUAAAUAA
Molecule: messenger RNA, 402 nt
Organism: Naegleria gruberi
Lineage: Eukaryota; Heterolobosea; Eutetramitea; Acrasida; Naegleriidae
Exons: 1
Coding region: 1-402 (133 amino acids)
Source: RefSeq, a predicted model, not a curated record